Perkinsus marinus ATCC 50983 is the source of this 4052-nucleotide messenger RNA. Its product is annotated as protein phosphatase-5, putative. Bases 1 to 3609 code for a protein of 1202 amino acids. The record is from RefSeq and is a predicted model, not a curated record. Gene Ontology annotation, molecular function: protein serine/threonine phosphatase activity. Gene Ontology annotation, cellular component: cytosol; nucleus. The transcript is spliced from 30 exons. Lineage: Eukaryota; Perkinsozoa; Perkinsida; Perkinsidae.
AUGAGUACAGGAGAUUCAGCUCUCCAACAGGAAGGGGGUGGCAAUCUCAGCAUUCAGCUGCCAGAACACCACCCUUUACAGCCAGGGGACUUGGCUGACAUGUCUCCUCUUCGACACUCCCUCUCUCGCUCUGAGAGGAAGCAAUCGUCGAUCAACGUCUUGGGCUUUGACUUGUAUGAUGCAGUUGAGGUAGAACAGAAAGGCUGGCGAGGCGCCAAGGAGUGGGUACCGGGCACGAUCGUGCAAGUGAAUGCUCAUAAUAAUACAUUUGAUGUGAAGGUGUUGAAGCCGAAUCAAGAAGGAGAGGUUCUGGAAAAUGUUAGUCCAGUGAGGAUGAGACGCAUCGCGGAGUCCAGGCAUCCUCACCAACAGAAAGUGGGGCCCGUCCCGGGGGAUUCGCCAACCCACGAUGGACAAGACUUUUUGAAGCAGCGGCAUUUGGGAGCAGCUGACGCCUGUGAGAUCAUGGACGAGUUUAACUUCCAAAUGCAGGCUAGUCUGUUCACCUCUAAGGUACUCAAGCAGCUUGAUUCGGUGCCCGAGUCGGAUCUUAUGGCGGUGUCGCCUUGUGUCAAGUCUCUGGCGCAUAUCAGAGAAAGGACCAGGAGUCGUGUGGAGAGUGGGGAAGGUCCUCUUUUGGACCGUUUCUUCUUCCAAUGCGAUACUGAUGCGGCAGCAGGGCAGGCCUCUGGUUUCCCUACUAGUGCGCAAGUGAUGAAGAUGCUGGAAAGCAUUACCGAUUUCCACGCCAAUUGUCCCUUUACCAACUCGGGUGGGGUGGCGGACGUCGCGAUGGGGACCAACUGUAUCGUAGCUGACCGCAACUGUGAAGAGAUUUGUAGUCCUGAAGCGGUGGUGCGUCUCCUUGACAAGAUGUAUGAACUACUAGAAAUGGAGGCGCCGACUGCUCUUAUUUCUGUAACGGUACCAGCGGACGGGCGGUUAGUUGUGGUUGGUGACACUCAUGGACAGCUGGAGGAUGUCUUGUGGAUGCUGUUCAAACAUGGGGUACCUAACAAGAAUAACGUAUACCUUUUCAAUGGUGACAUUGCUGAUCGCGGAGGCCAUGCUUUGGAGAUCUUCAUACUUUUAUUCCUAUUCAAGUUGCUGUGUCCGCAAAGUGUGUACAUUCUCCGUGGUAAUCACGAGGACGACUACUGUAACUUGAAUUACGGCUUCCUUGCUGAGCUCAGACAUAAAUUUGGCCAAGUUGAAGGUGGUCGUAUGCACAGGGAUUUCCUAAGAGUACAGGCCCGUCUGCCUUUGUCGUGUGUGAUAGACUCUUGGGGUGGCUACUAUCGAUGCCAGCAAACACACAUGCUGGUUCAACUUAAAGUCGGCUCCUCCCCAGUGGCCGUCUCUGACAUGCCUGGGCAGCAUAGGAGAGUGGUACCGGUAUUGCUACGUGAGUGUUCUGGAGAAGAGGAUAUGUCUGGAAGUAGCUCUGGUGAUGAUGAUGACGAGGAGCUGAGUACAGAGAACGGCUGGUAUCAGGGCGGGGUGUCCGAGGAGAGACUCGUAUUUGAUAAACGUGUAGGUGUUAGAGGACUCAAUGAGAAUGGCGAGACAGAAAUAAAAUGGUCAUCGGGAGAUAUAUGGACCUACGUCUCGCCUCGGCUCAUUGUGCUUCAUGGUGGCUUGCCGAUGCAUCCUGGCUCAGGCUCGCCUAUAAGUUCUCAAAGACCCACAGGGGCUUUCGCCUCUCUCUUUUCGGGUUCCUCGGCGAUGGGUCCACAGACGAGCACAAGCCAGGAUGAUGAGGGCAGGAAAUGUGUGCUCCUCAAAUACUUCCAUCAGCUGCCCAACAGAAUGAGAAUCCCCAGUUCUCCUCAAGGAGUGUUCGAACAGUGGAUGUAUCAAAUCCUAUGGAGCGAUCCAAGGGAAGUUGGUGACACUAAAGGGAGGGGUACACCAUUCUACCCGGACGACACGGAACUCUUCUGUGCGAGGAAUAACAUACACACAGUGAUAAGGAGCCACCAGUUGCCGGCUAUGCAAAGAGGCUUCUCCUUCCACCAUAAGCAUAAGCUUAUCACCAUAUUCUCAGCGAGUAACUACUGUGGAACUUCACAGAAUUACGGAGGUCUGUUGAUAUUCACAACGGAGCUCUUCCCAGAGAUACAGUAUUCCCGCAAUCUGUUUGAGCAUUGGAGCCCACCUCUUUCCGUAAUACAGGACGUUUACUCUAAGCAUAAGAAUGCUAGUCAAGACGUAAGGCAGUAUAUCGCGAGGGAAACUGAGUCGGCGAGGAUGCCCACGGACAUGAACAGCAGCUCCAAGUGGCUUUACAUUGAGCAGAAGGUCUCCGAGUACGCGAUGUCGCUGAUCGUGCAGAACAAGAGACAUCUGUGGACUAACCUCUGGACGCGGGAUGAAGAUAAGACGAUGAGGGUUGAUCUUGCAGAUUGGGAAGAUGCCUGUGCUCAAGUGGUCGGACACCAGUUCCCGUGGAGGACGCUAUUUGUACAGCUGGAUAUUGAAGAGGAAGAUGACGGCACAGUCGACUACCUAGACUUCCUGAAUAGAUUCCGGGCAAGCCUUCGAGAUGAGAGUGGUCCGUUCGAUUCCUGGCUGGCCUCGGUCGUUCUGGGAUUCUUUAUGGACAUUCUCAACGCUGAUAUGGCGAUACAACAAGACCUGCUCACUGGGGAGCCUGGAGAGAAUCUCAUUAACUACGAACAGUUCGAGCGGUCUCUCCGAGAUAACUGUCCUGACUUGACCAUCACACAUAUCCAACUGGUGUGGCAAGCCCUAAUCGAGUGUUCGACUCCUGAACGCCGUCGAGCUGGGCUGGUGGAUGCACGCCAGUUCGUGUGUGCCUGUGGGGAGUUCUAUCGUGCUCGAUGGGAUCUACACGAACCUGUCUUUUCGAACUCACAAACGUUGCCGUCGGCCAAUGAGGAGGAGAUGCUCGAGAAAAUUAUGGACUUUCUGCCGAGGCUGAGGGACUCUAUUGAGCAACAAUACGACAACGACACCCAGCGUUUCUUCGAGGAGAAGAUAGAAGGUCCAGCGAAAAAGAAAAUUCCCGGCGCGGUCUCCAACGAAGAUUUCGUCAACGCCUUGACAGCUGAGCUGCCCUCUCUGGGGAUAACGGAGUUGCCGUCUCGAAACUUCCUUGAGCUCACCGCACGGAUGAUGGAGUCCUGCAGUGCGACCAGCAAUGGGCACCCAGCCUCGGGACGAGGGGCGCGGCUGGUCAGCUCGACCAAUAGUGGAUACGUGUCCCUCUUCCGCUUCAUGGCUACUCUUCAUGUUGACGGCACGGAGGCUGGCCGAGUGAUGGCUCAGAAGAUCAUGGAGCAUAGCUGUGCGGCGACCUACUUCCAUCGAAACGCAUUCAAAUGCGCAUGCGCUCGUUUGGACCCGCAAAAUUGUGGGGAGAUAUCAAAGAGGAAUUUCCGUAAAGCCUUUACUGCUUUGAACCAAGCGUUGGAUCCUGAGUGGAGGCUGACGAAAUUGCAAAUAGAUGCGGCUUUGGACCAUUUUGACUGGACAGUUGACGCUGAUGAAGAGUUCACUGAUGGUAGGUGUCUGCUGGGUGUUGCUGGUAGUCAUCAUUCGCGUGGUGAUGGUGGUGGUCAGCGUCCUCUUCUGAUCAAGACAUGAAGUCGGUGGAUGAAGAGCCGCCACCGGCUACAGUGGCGGGACAGGCUAGAAGGCCUACUCUCGGAGCUCUGUCGGCUUCUAAUACUAAUAGCGCUUUGGAGAUGCUCAGAGAACGUUCACGAACCCGUUCCUCGGCUCGACUGAUGCUACCGCCGGGAGUGAGCACAUCAGCACCGAUGGUGCUUGAUCAACCACAGCCGGAACAGCUCGACCAAAAAAUGUGGAUCAAUUACGAUCAGUUCUUGCGAUCAUUCGAGAUUGCUGAUUGGAGGAAGAACAGCCGAGCUGGUUCCUUCGGUUGGCAUUUACUGCGUAACAGUAUGCUCAGAUUUUAGCCGUCGACAUUCGAUAGAACUAUGAGUGGGAAUGAUUAUCAUUACUAUUACUACUGCGGCCUUGCCACAGUGUCCUAUCAUCAGACCUAAGGCGGGCCCUGUGGUCUC